CACUGACAGUCGGUUCUGAUAACUCCUCAGUGUUUUGGAAUAUCUACGUGAGAUCCACAGCAUCAUAGCAAUAUGAUCUUACAUCUCUUGAUAUGCCUACCCUUCAUCCAUUCACUGGACGCUGCUUAUCCUGCCUAUUACGGAGGAGAUAGAUAUAGCUCAGCAAACCGUGGUCAUGGUUUGCAGUGGGCAGCUUAUCGUCCUGUUAUUCGAGACCAAAGAAGUCCUUUCACUUACUACAAUAUCUACCCUUAUAGUAGAUCCUACCUUGAGGAUUACUACCGUUACUAUCCUCAAGAAACCUACCCCGUGUACUACCCACGCAGUGCCAAGUACGACAUUUACCAAGUACUACCUUCCUAUUACCAAAAACCUCUAUCAGACUUAAGCGAAACCUACGACAGCUAUUACUACGGUGCUGAUCCUGUCGAAUACCAAGAGGAAAUCCUUCAGGAAGCUGAAAGGGAGGAAAGGGAAGAAUCUCAACCAAUCGGACAUGAAAUGCUCUACGAAAACGAGUACUACACGAAUAACUUCAACAAAUAUGACAAACAAAGCAUGGCGUAUUUCCAAAAAAUGCUUGCGCAGUCGCAUAAGAAUGCCUAUAAUCAACCAAAUGCCUACAACCAACCAAACGCCUACAACCAACCAAACGCCUACAACCAACCGAACGCCCAAUACUUUGACUACAGUGACUACGACAACGAAUGGCAAGACGUCCCAGCAACAAAACUCCCUCCCUAUCACUCAAGAGAAGACAAGGAAGUGCAGGAUUUGAGGAAGCUAAAGAACAAGAACAAACAAAACAAAAAGAAACAAAGCCAACGCAGAAAUAAUGACAUCCACGAAACCUACAAAAGAUCAAAUGACGCUAAUUCGGACAUGACCAACACAAUAACAAGUAGUGUGCCGAAGACGCAAGUCAAACCGCGGGAUUCUGAAAUCAAGAGUCCUAAAAUCAAAGUACCAGCAACUACCACUGCACAGCCAGUUUCUCUUGAACCCAAGAAGAUCGUUCGAGGUCAAAAGGAGGAAGUCAUGAUGCGCCCAGCUACUCCUGUGAGACACCCCUUCAACAACGCUAUGAUGAAUCUGGUAGUUAGUAAUGAUGAGUGGAAGAGAAGCCCUUCAGUGUUCGAUACCUUGAAGCGCAUGUUGGAGAUGGAGAAGAGCUUGAAAAACAAAUACCGCGACGAAUUUAGGCCCGCAAUGAAGAAGAGGAUCAUCUCCGACGAAGACAGCCUUACGCGUCAGUUGUCCGUGCUCAAGAAGUCCCACUAAACGUAAGCUUAUUUCUGAAUCUUGUUGGAAAAAAUCGAAACUUCUGAGAUUUAGAUGCUGCUACUCAAGACUGACUUAGAAUUAAUCAUAAUUCUCCAGAAACUACAACAGUUCAAUACCAGAACCAAUCGGUUCGAAAUUCAAGUCAGUUCCUCAACUUCGUACUUGGACCACGGGUACGCCAAGCUUUUCGACGAGAAUGUUGAGAAUUUGUCGUUUCGGUUUAAUGAAUUCAUUUCCGAUCGAACCUUCGAUUUAUGCUAUUCACCAUAGAUUGUGGAUUUUGGUUGAGAAUGUGAAAGAAAGAUGGCUUUAAAUGAAAAUGUGAGGGAUGUGGCGGGGGAAAGGAAUAGUAUUUUUCUGAAAUUUCAUAUUAAUGAAAGAAACAAAUUACGAGAAAAAAUAACAAAGAGAGAUUUCACAUAUGGAAUUC
Molecule: messenger RNA, 1714 nt
Organism: Coccinella septempunctata (seven-spotted ladybird)
Lineage: Eukaryota; Metazoa; Arthropoda; Insecta; Coleoptera; Coccinellidae
Product: proline-rich P65 protein-like
Exons: 3
Coding region: 73-1281 (402 amino acids)
Source: RefSeq, a predicted model, not a curated record